AGUUAAAGUAUUCUUUAAGAUUAUCGUUCUUUCUAAAUUAACUUGUUGUCGGUACUUUUGAGUACUUUGUUUCUAUUGUAUUUGCUAAAACUUUUGGUUCUAACCAUUUGCAGUGUUCACUAUUUUUGGUCAUCGAUUUCUUUUGUUUCUGGGUAUUGUAUCUAGUUUGUUUUUAAAAACCCUUGUUAUGUGGUUAGACAGUGCAAAAAAAGCAGUUGUUAACGUCCAGGUUCUCGAUACUCCGUUGGGAGCGGCAUACAGUGCGAUGAAUUCCAAUGAUGGUACCAAGAGGUUUGCAUGAGUCUAAUGACUGCGGCCUUCAAACGUUUUAGUAUAUAUGGUUGCGCAUGAGCAUGACAUUUAGUUGAUAAAACAGCUACUAAAUCAGCUAAUGCCUCAGGAUAUCUCCGUAAUUACCUUGCUAAAAGUGUAUAAAAUAGGUAACAGAAUCAAACCAGGCCUCAAAGUAGUAUUCAAAUCUCCCAUUAAAUGGUACUUAAUACUACAGGAUGGACAUAAACUAAAGGGGUCAGGAGUUUUUGUCCGUAAGGACUUUCCCCGCGCAGACCGUGUAAAAAGACGAGGAGCCAGAAAAGAACUAAAACUUAGGUUAGACACUGGCGAAAGGGACCUCAAAAUUGUAAGUUUUUGGGCUAAGGUCUCGAAAAAGAAUGGUGACGAAGCCACCCUUAGUGCAGCAUAAAGCCAUUUAAAUAGGCUUUGGAUGUUACACGCAUAAAUCAAAAGUCCUAGUGGCGAUUGACCUGAUCAGUGCAAUGCAUAGGAAUCAUAAUCUAUCAAUGCAGUUGGUGUAGUAAAGUGAGAACUACGUUGGGAAUCAGUUUCUGUGCAAUUGGUUUAGCUCACAGUGAAUGGUCUUCUGCUUUAAAUUAAUGGUUCUGCCGGUCUCUAUAGUAUUAGACAGAAAGCUUUAGUCCUUUGAAAUUACUGGUUGAUGUACAUGCGUUCCGGGUGUACGUUGUGAUUGACUGAUUUAUUAAUUUCACUUUAUUGUAGGACAGUUACAAUAGAAAUGGAUCUUUCAGUUCAGAAUAAAGUGAUCAAGCAUUUAGAAGAAAUAGAAGAAGCUGGUGAAAUGGUAUUAGCUAAGCAACAAGAAUGCAUAGUUUACGACAGGAAUCGGCAAAAAUCACGUGAAGCUGUGCGAAAGCUAAUGCAAUUGGAUUCAGAAAAUAAACAGUGGGCGUGCUUAUCUGACCAGUUCUUUCUGUUUCCAUCUGUUGGAUUAAGGAAAGCAAUUGAGGAGGAUAUUAAAGUUUAUGAUUCUGAAAUCCAGAAAUUAAAUCACCAAUUAAAGGAAGAUAUUAAUUGGUUACAUGAACUUGAAGGUAAAGAACCCCUCAAAGGAUUUGACUUGUUGCCACUAAAAAAUUAAAAAC
Messenger RNA from Schistosoma intercalatum, 1400 nucleotides. The record is from the annotation of a GenBank genome assembly. Lineage: Eukaryota; Metazoa; Platyhelminthes; Trematoda; Strigeidida; Schistosomatidae.